Molecule: messenger RNA, 2391 nt
Organism: Capsicum annuum
Lineage: Eukaryota; Viridiplantae; Streptophyta; Magnoliopsida; Solanales; Solanaceae
Product: cyclic nucleotide-gated ion channel 4
Exons: 8
Coding region: 191-2224 (677 amino acids)
Source: RefSeq, a predicted model, not a curated record
AAUUUAUGCCCUCUCCUUGUCAUUGUUCAAAUCCCUCUUACUUCCAAAAAUUCAGUGCAUAUAUUCUCUUCUUUUCUCUCUUCCCAAAGCCAAUCCCUUUCAUCAAAUCACCCUUUGCCAUACACCCUCCUUAUCCCAAACCCAUAUAAGAAAUAAUUAGCACAAAAAAGGAAUCAAGAGAAGAAAAUUAAUGGCUAGUCAUCAUGAACUUGAACUAUCGUAUAAUUAUAGUGAUCAUAGUGACGAUGACGAUGAAGAUCAAGAUAACCUUGAAGAAAAAGAAGAGGAAAAAGAAGAAAAUAAUUCUAAUGACUACAACAUUUGUGGUCGUGAACGUCGUGGAGGAGGAUUGAUAGACUUUUUCUCUUGGAAAGUAAUAGACCCUAGAGCACCUUGGGUACAAGAAUGGAACCGAGUGUUCUUACUAGUAUGUGCCACGGGUCUUUUCGUGGAUCCUCUCUUUUUCUACGCUCUUUCUAUAAGCGAGAGUUGUAUGUGUCUUUUUAUCGACGGUUGGUUUGCGGUUACAGUCACAGUUCUCCGGUGCAUGACUGAUGCUUUACAUUUAUGGAACAUGUGGCUCCAAUUCAAGAUGCACAAAUUUCGUCUUCAUGAGGGAGAAAAUACUAGUAGUCAUCCUCGGAUACACCAUGAAAAAAGUCUUCGACGUUCUGUGGCCUUACGAUACUUGAAAUCCAAGAAGGGUUUCUUUUUCGAUCUCUUCGUCAUACUUCCUUUACCUCAGAUAGUGGUGUGGGUAGGGAUUCCAGAAUUACUGGAGAAAGGAUCAACAACAACAGUGAUGACUGUAUUGUUAAUAAUGUUUCUGUUUCAGUAUCUCCCCAAAAUCUAUCACUCAGUUUGCCUAUUGCGACGCAUGCAAAGUCUCUCUGGCUACAUUUUUGGCACUGUUUGGUGGGGAAUUGCUCUCAACUUGAUCGCUUAUUUUGUUGCCUCCCACGCAGUGGGAGCAUGUUGGUAUUUGCUAGGAAUCCAAAGGGCAGCAAAAUGUUUAAAAGAACAGUGUAGAGUUACCAACGAUUGUGGCCUCAGAAUGCUUGCCUGUGAAGAGCAAAUAUUUUAUGGAACACACAGUUUGGUAAAGCACAAAAGUAGAGUCAUAUGGGGGGAGAACAAAAAUGCAAGGUCAACAUGCCUAGCCUCUGAAGACCAUUUUGAUUAUGGAGUUUAUAAAUGGACUGUUCAACUUAUCACUAAUGAAAAUCGUUUUGAGAAAAUACUCUUUCCCAUAUUUUGGGGUCUUAUGACUCUCAGUACUUUUGGAAACUUGGAGAGCACAACAGAUUGGCUGGAAGAUAUAUUCAUAAUCAUCGUUCUCACUACUGGUCUACUUCUGGUCACCAUGUUGAUUGGUAAUAUCAAGGUAUUCUUGCAUGCAACAACAUCAAAGAAACAGGCAAUGCAACUAAAAAUGAGAAAUGUAGAAUGGUGGAUGAGGAGAAGAAGAUUGCCUCAAGUAUUUAAGCAAAGGGUCAGAAAUUAUGAACGGCAAAGAUUUGCAGCAACACGUGGAGUUGAUGAAUGCGAGAUGAUAAGCAACCUCCCCGAGGGUCUUAGAAGAGACAUCAAAUAUCAUCUUUGUUUGGACUUGGUUAGACAGGUGCCUUUGUUUCAACAUAUGGAUAACUUGGUCCUGGAGAACAUAUGUGAUCGUGUCAAGUCCUUGAUUUUUACCAAAGGGGAAACAAUAACAAGAGAAGGUGAUCCAGUUCAGAGAAUGUUGUUCAUAGUUAGAGGCCAUCUGCAGAGCAGUCAAGUACUUCGAGACGGUGUCAAAAGCUGUUGCAUGUUAGGCCCCGGAAACUUCAGUGGCGACGAACUUCUCUCAUGGUGCCUUCGGAGACCCUUCGUAGAGCGGUUACCGCCGUCUUCAUCGUCACUAGUGACUCUCGAGACGACGGAAGCCUUCGGGCUCGAAGCAGACGAUGUCAAGUACGUCACUCAGCAUUUUCGCUACACAUUUGUGAAUGAGAAAGUGAAGAGAAGCGCAAGGUAUUAUUCUCCAGGAUGGCGAACUUGGGCGGCCGUUGCUAUUCAGUUGGCUUGGAGGAGAUAUAGACAUCGGUUGACACUCACAUCAUUGUCCUUUAUUCGACCAAGAAGACCAUUGUCUCGAUGUUCUUCGUUAACGGAGGACAGGCUCAGGCUUUAUACGGCUUUGCUCACUUCACCAAAGCCUAAUCAGGAUGACUUUGAUUUUUAAAAGAGCAACAGAUGAAUCCUUCUGUGGAAUGCCUAUGCAGUAAUAUAGUUUUUUUUGCUUUAAGGAGACUUGCUAGCUAUUCUUUUCUGUUAUGAGAAAAGAGCACAUGACAAGAAAUGUUCUUGCUACAUCACCGCCGUCUAUAUAUAUGUCCGGUUAUCCAUUCA